GCAGUGUACAUGCGUGUACGUGCUUUUGUGUGCACUGAAAUAAUUGAAGUGUUUGUGCGAAGCCAAGCUUGAGGAAAACAGAGCAACGUGAGAGAGAAACUGGUGGAAUAUUUGCGGCAGUUGGGAGUGUUGUUACCGAGGUGAAAAAAGGAGAAAGGGCCCCGGAGCACAGCCAUUGCGGGACGAAGACAGGCAGGUAAACACACCUGCAGCCAACUUGGAGGAAGGACGAGUUUGGAGCGUAGAGCGACCGAGAUGCCUAGUGCCGAGGAACCGACGUACCUGAUCGAGGUGAUACCCGACACGACGCAGGACUUCCUGUCCCGAGAUGUCGAUCUCCUCGUAUCACAAAUCAAGGAGAACCUGAGGCUCUCGAAUCUCAAGGCCAAGUCCAGCAUUAGCCACAAGAAUCGACCCUCGCCUUACCGGAUACCCUCGCGUUCCUGGGCAGAUCCUGCGAGUAAUUGCGAGAUCUGUGGGAUGAGGAACUCGAGUCAGCACGAACACCAUCGGCAUCAGCAUCACCGGAAGAGGCCGACGACCAGGGAUCAGGAGGACGAUCCCUACGAGCUGCUGCAGGAACUUCUCCGAGAGGGUGGACUGAUUAAAGAGGCUGUCAAGAGACUCCAGGAGAACUUUGAAAAUUUCGAUAAUACUGUUGAGGGUUCUGCCGGAUCCGAUGAAGAGGACAAUGAUGAAGACAGUGUUAGACAACAAAGGCCGGCGGCCUAUCGGAGAAAACCUUAUUUCUACGACUCCGAGGACGAGCCUCUACCACCAGCUUAUCAGCCCCUGGAGAUGUGAGAAGUUGAUAAAAAGUGAGACUUUAAUUCUGAACCUGGAUUUGUUAAGGGUCUGGGAUACGUGGUGGGAGGGUAUGACGAAAUCUUGCUUUCGGCUUUCGCCUAUUCUGUCUAUGCAAAUACAGUCACGCAAAUGGACUUGUGUUCGUGAUGGUUAUGUGCGAAAAUGGCAUGAACGUAAUUAGGCAGGAACUCGCCUUACAUGGCGGUGUUUGUAAAUACGGACUAGUGUUGUUAUUUGAGGCGAACCUUGCUUCGUGGAACUUCGGCCAAGAUCGGCAGCAUAUUGACGAUCGUCGGGCUUACGUGGAAGACUCAUGGAGGCGCGACCAACCCGAGUACCCGGGACAACAUGCUUCUUGGUUUCCUCAUGACGAAUCGGUUGUUAAACGAUUUUUCUAUGACCUCACCGAUCACGAGGCAUUCCUCCUGCUGAAUUCUAUUUUUCCAUAUCCUGGAAAAUGAAGAUUCAUCGGGCCGACUCUGAAGAUGUGGAAUUUAAUGUGAUUAGUGAUCUUGGUUUGUUUCCUAAUAGAGUAGUAUUUUUUUUAUCUGGAUUCACAGUAUGACUGUUAAACAAGGUAUACAUAGAGUCUUAUUUUUCAUAACUUUUAUGAAAUAAAAAGAGUAUUUUCCGAUUUUUAAUUGAAUGAUCUCGCGUGAAGAAAAUUACCAUUUUUUUUGUGGGCUCACCACUUUCACUCCCGACAUGCGAAACUGUUUUCAGAAUCGAUUAGGCUUUGUUUGGUAAUAUUAUAUUCUCGAAAGGUCACAGCAAAUGUUCAAUAGUAACUGCAGAGGAGAAACGAUUUCAAUUUGUUUUUUUUUUAAAUUUUGUAGACCGAAAGCAAAUAUUUAAAAGUGUAUUUCAAGAAUGACUAGUCCAUAUUUUGCAACCUUGUUUCCUAAUUCCGAUUGAGUUUAGUUUGAGGUUUAUUGUUGCUCGGUAGUUAAAUCGUAAUGGCAGAAAUAUCCACAGUGCCGUUGAGUAAUAAAACACAGCUUUUACUAUCAUUUUCGAUAGUUUGAACUUGUUCUCUAUAAUUUCAGGAACAUACGAGUACAUUUGUGUUGAUUUAUUUUGCUGUAAAAAUGCAAUAAAGUAAUAGCAGUUACAUUGUAGAACUGAAUUUGCAAGAAAUAAAAUUCAAUUGUUUCCUCUGCAUUUUAUUUUUCUGGUUGGAAAAUGAACUCAUUUUAGAUAAUGCCGACAAGACUAUUUGAGUUCUUCUAAUUUACAGCUGUAUUAAAUAUAAAACUGUGACUUAUUUUCGAUUUGUAAACAAACUAUAACACGGGCCGAUACAAUUUGUGCUCAAAGACCGAUUCUUUUUAUGUCGAGAUAUGGCACAUGGAAUUGUGGCCGUGCGGUCUAAGAGAUCGCACCAUGUUUCUGAAACUUGGUCCCUCCCCGCUCUGGUGUAAAAUUUGAUAAAUUUUUUUUUUCUACAUAUUCCAAUUUUUCUUCAUAUAUUGCGAAUUUCGCAAACUCGAAACCCUUCGACCAUUAAAUUGUCAAUAGAAUAACAAAUGUUUAUUCGCUUUCUUCAUUUUCUUUGCUAUUUUUCAAAUAUGAAACUGAAAUAGCUAAUCUGAAGUAUAGUCAUUUAAACAAAUACGGUGCGGUCUCUGCGACCGCACGACACACUUAAAAUGUACCAUAUCUCGUAGAAGAAUCAUCGGUUCAGGAUGAUCCAAAACGGAAAUAAAAGUUCAAAAGGAGUACUUUCUGUUAUAUUGUUUUACGGCUCGAAAAUAUCGUUUUUCACUUUCUAAGUCUAUUCUUUGGAUACAAAAAAUAGCUGUGAACAAACUAUAACACGGAACGAUACAAUUUUUACCUAAAGGUCGAUUCUUUUUAUUUCGAGAUAUGGCACAUGGAAGUGUGGCCAUGCGGUCUGAGAGACCGCACCACGUUUCUGAAAUUUGGUCCCUCCUCACUCAGGUGUAAAAUUUUAUUAAAAUUGUAAGUUGUUCAUUUUUUUUACAUCUUCCAAUUUUUCUUCUUAUAUUGCAAAUUUAGCAAACUCGAAAACCAUCAAACACUAAAUUGCCAAUAGAAUAACAGAUGUUUAUUCGAUUUCUUCAUUUUCUGUACUAGUUUUUUAACGUAAAGCUGAAAUUGCUAACUUGAAGUUUAGUAAUUUCAAAAAUACGUUGCAGCCUCUGUGACCGCACGGCCACACUUAAAAUGUACCAUAUCUCGUAGAAGAAACAUCAAUUCAGGAUGAUCCAAAAUGGAAAUAAAACUCAAAAAGGAGUACUUCCUGUUGUAUUGUUUUAUGACUGAAAAAUACCAUUUUUCAUUUUUGACGUCCAGGCUUUGGAUACAACAAACAGUUUAUUUUUGUCGGCCUGUGUAAUUUUCUUGUGCCGAAGCAUCGAUUAAAUAUCAACGACGUGUUUAUCAUUGCCUAUACUACGUGUUCUCGUGCGGAAAAAUCGCAUCGUAAAUGGCGCUGAUCUCAUUUUUACAUUUUUUUUUCAAUCAAACGAAAACUGUGUCCAAUUUGCGUGCAUGCCGCUUUAAUUUUAAGUUAGUUGUCCGUUUAGUUUCUUUUUUUGUCGGUAAAUCGUGUUUCCAGAAACUUAAGUAUUAAAGGAAAGAUUACCUGAAAAAAAUGACGAAAUUAAUAGGAAAAGUUCGUUAAAUGGAUGAGAAACAAAUUGAAAAACUGAAAAAUCUAGAUAGUUUAGCUUAUUUUGUUAGAAAGCACGGUAAUGACAAUUUUUUAUUAGUUGUAACACCCUUAUAAAAUAACAAUGGUUGAGACAACUGAUAAAAUUACUAGUUUACCUGAUUUUACUAACAAAGUAGUUGGCCCAACCGACUAUUUUUUCAGUGUGAGAGGGAGAAGAUUAGGAAGUAAUUAAUAUUGCACGGGAAAAAGAUGUGAUCUUAGCUAUUUAUGUUUUAAUCAAUCGCGAGUGUUUGUGCGGUGUUCACUCAGGCGUGACAAAACAGAGAGAGAAUUUACGUCCAGAAGAUUUGACUCGUAUUAUCAUUGUGUGGAGUUAACAUUGAAAAUGCUGGAACGUGUGGAAGCAUAAAUAGUCGAGAAUUUCUUUUUACCGUGCUAUUACUAAAAAUAAAAUAGCUUUACACUCUGCUGUGCAUGUUUUAGUGCAUAGUUAUAUUUAUCAAUAUAUUAUACUUAUCACUGAUCGCUAAAGUACGUUGAUGUAACAACGUUGUGAUUCACUUUUAAGUAUAAAAUCGUGAUUGUGCGCGUGCGCGCACAAUUAUCAGCGGAGUGAGUAAAACACGAUUUCUAGGUUCGUCAGCCGAAUGAUUCAUUUUCGAUAGAGCAACUCGGCAAAUGUCAGUUGACAUUUAUAGCAAGAGAAUUUUUGCAAUUUGACGCACAGAUGUUCGAGAUUUUCUGUCUCAAGUGUGUGACGCUCAUUAAUGUUGCUUCUAUGUGAAAAUUUCAUCCUCUCCGAGUGCAGAUUGUGCUUGGUAAAUUGUAGCGUUGAAAAUAGUGUGGUUAACGAGCUAUAAAAUGUGGAUUAUUUCCAUCAAUCUUUCUUCAUAUAAAUCCAAUGUUCUUUGCUCGCGAGCCAAAUUAUUUUGAACGCACAUCAAUAAUCGUGAGAAUAUCAUCCAUCCGAAAUAAGUUGUAAAAUAAUAAGCUUUGACAAAAACUCUAGUUAUUUUUAAUAUCAGUACUUUGUUGAUAAAAGUUGGUGGUACAAUGAUUGUAUCUGAGUUGUAAGUGGAGGAUAAAAUUUCGUUGUAUAUUUUCACAUUUGUACGUCUAAGAAGUUCAAAAUCUAUUUAACGAUCGUGUGAAUAAUAAAUUGUUAACUCGUAUUUCGAAUCUAGUUUUUGAUUAGUGUGAUCGGUAUUGACACAGGCCUAGAUUUCAUAGAAAAUUGCGUACCUAUGGAAUGUCCAGUUUAUCGCAAAACACCGAGAAAAAGGGGACAUGUUUCAGUGCUUUUUAACUGUGUCCGGAAGGCAUUGGUUCUGUAAAAAAUAAAAAAAGAGGAAAAAAAAAUCAAAUGUAUUUGUAUUCGAUCAAAUUGAGUUUUCGCGGUG
This is a messenger RNA of Belonocnema kinseyi, 4845 nucleotides long. Its product is annotated as GSK-3-binding protein-like. The transcript has a single exon. The record is from RefSeq and is a predicted model, not a curated record. Gene Ontology annotation, cellular component: cytoplasm. Lineage: Eukaryota; Metazoa; Arthropoda; Insecta; Hymenoptera; Cynipidae. Bases 256 to 804 code for a protein of 182 amino acids.